GGUAAUGUGACCACAGUGUGCAAGUCACGCGGAACCGAAGCACUGACAAAACCAGACUAAGCAAAAAAAGCAUUCAUUUCAGCUAAUCAUGGCAGCAUCAAACAGAUUCCUUCAUCUUUCCCUCUGCCUUCUCUUCACCACUUCGUCAACAUUCAGCAAAGGUGUUCCAAUACCCAAAAAGCCACUAGGAUAUGUUUAUGGCAACGGCAAGCCUACAGCGCCGAUCCAUCUGGAGGCAUUCGUGGAUCUCACUUGUCCUGAUUGCCAACAAGCAUGGCCCACAAUCAAACAAGUAGCCAAGCUCUACGGGCCUGACACGAUUCUUGUUUUAGUGCAGCCUUUCCCGUUGCCGUACCAUACCAAUGCUUUCAUCGCUGCUCAGAGCGUGCCUGUGGUGGCUUCGUACAACAGCAGCCUCGUUUUCACGUGGAUUGAUGUCUUGUUCAAGUUUCAAAGCGAGCUGUAUAACUUUCAGACAAUGAACAAGAACAGAUAUGACAUACUAAAUAUCGUGUCGUCCCUUGCGCCAAAAGCUGGAGUCCCCAGUGACAUCAUGAAGACUGGACUGACUGGUACUGAGUCGGAUGGUGCUGCCCGGAUAGGAUGGAAGCACGGCUGUCUCCGUACUGUGGCUGGCACACCCACAUUCUUUAUAAACGGGAUCCCUGUGGAAGCGGAUUCCUCCUGGACGGUACAACAAUGGAAAGACGUCAUUGACCCUCUUUUGAAAUGAUGUAAUUGUACUUCUCAUGUUAUGACGUCAUCUUCUUCGUUUACACCAUUGACAGUCUUGGUUAAUCACGUGAUCAAAUAUAAAUGCAAUCGCAACUCUUAUGAUGACCUAAAUCGCUUGGAAUGAAUUUGUCGUUCUUUUCGACCCUCUCGGAAACAUAACAGUUCACAAAUUUGAAAAUGAUUUAUAGAAAAAAGUGUUUAUUUCAUUUUCAGUUACCGCUUAUAUUUGGUACAUUGAAAUAAACCAACAAGAUAUUAUAGGGGUCUAUUUUCACUUGGCAGUGUGAAACGGACACGUAUGUUAUGACAUCAUCUUCACGUUUUGUAAAGCCGCAAGACUAAAAGAGCAAUUGUUUUGAAAAUUGAUAAAUAUUGACCCGAUCCUGGUUUUUCUUUUCCUCUUCUGCGUACUUCUCUUGCGUUUGUGUCAAAAUCAACUGAACGUAAGAGAAGACGGAAACGGAAGAAUCCAACAAUAAAAACUGUACAACAAUAAAAACUGCAACUCAAGAUUUGAGUAAAAAAAUGCUGCAAAGAUGAAGCCCAAAUAUUUUGGCUAAAAUCUGUCAUGUUCGGUGUAAUUACGUGUUAUAUAUACACCUAUUUAAAAAAAAAGUUUAGUGCAAAACCGAAAGGACCCAUGGAUCCCAAAAUACUCGUUCCAAAUUAAAGAAAUAUAAAUAAAACAUACGAAUAUCAAUAUAUAUAUAAUAUAUAUAAUCAAUAAAUGGUCCUGACAUCGCUUGAGUUUAUUUAUCACCUUUAAUUUUACAACUACAUACUACCCAAAAACACCUUUCGGUGGUAGAACUUCCAUUUGGCAAUUGCUAUUCGCCGCUCGUGCUGACAGCCUUUAUUGAAAUAGGUGCAUAUUUGGAGGAAGGACUAGUUCUCUCAUAUCAUAUUCUUUUGAAUAUAAAUCUUGAUCAAGCUAGUAAGUAAAGAAAAAUCAAGAGAACACAACAUGUAAGUGUACAAGAAUCUGAUAAAAUUGAUUACUUCAACAAACAAGCACGGGCGCAAUAACCAAUAACCCUUCCCCGGUGUGUGUGAACAAACGUGCACAAACGUAAGUUAUCUAAAGUUCCAUCUCGGCUGUCAUUAUGGAUCCAGGGCGUGAAGUAUAUAUUUUAUUGCCUACUGCUCUACUGUAUUAGUUUUCUUUACCCAUUGAGUGUUAAUAGACCUCUAUAUUGACAUGGGGUUACUUCUAAUAUUAUUAAUAUCGCAACAGCCCCGAUACAGGUUAGUUAUAACUUUUAAUAAACUAGGAGUUUCUAAUAGAAAGUGAAGUUCUGGGAGCAGUCAACUCAAGGGGGGCUGGUUGCAUAAAGCCUGGUCUAAUAUCCAUAAGAUAAUAUCCAUAUCUUCCUAGCAGGGCAAUAUUUUCUAUAAAAAAUAUAUACUGCUGCUUUCUUACUUGUAAAAAAAAAAGGUAAUGAAAUUGGUUUCAAAUUUUGAGAAGAGUUCUGGAUAUUUUCUGAAUUGAUAUAGGAAAAUGCGUAUUUCCAUCAAUGGUAUCAGAGAAGUUGGUAUUUAAGGAUUAUUCACUGGAGUGUAAAUAUUGCAUUUAAUAAUCCAAUCGACGAAUAAUCCACCAGAUAAAGUCGAGGGGAUUAUUAUGCAAUAUUCUUUGAGCUUGAGGCGAAUAAUUGUUUUAGUAUUAUUACCCAAGCGAAUCUUAAGAUUUUACUAACAAAAAACAGUUCUGAUUUACUUUUUAGGUUUAACGGCCUUGUGGCCUCCCAGCAAAAAAAAUCCACGCUUUUUUUCAUUUUUUUUAUGCUUUUCUCUCCCAUUCUAAAAGUUACAUACUUAAUAUCAAAACCCCUUCCCUCCCAAAAAACAUUCGGCUUCCUUUAUUGAAAUAGGUGUAUAUUUGGGGGAAGGACUAGUUCUCUCAUUAUAUUCUUUUAAAUAUAAAUCUUGAUCAAGCUAGUAAGUAAAGAAAAAUCAAGAGAACACAACAUGUAAGUGUACAAGAAUCUGAUAAAAUUGAUUACUUCAACAAACAAGCACGGGCGCAAUAACCAAUAGCCCUUCCCCGGUGUGUGUGAACAAACGUGCACAAACGUAAGUUAUCUAAAGUUCCAUCUCGGCUGUCACUAUGGAUCCAGGGCGUGAAAUAUAUAUUUUAUUGCCUACUGCUCUACUGUAUUAGUUUUCUUUACCCAUUGAGUGUUAAUAGACCUCUAUAUUGACAUGGGGUUACUUCUAAUAUUAUUAAUAUCGCAACAGCCCCGAUACAGGUUAGUUAUAACUUUUAAUAAACUAGGAGUUUCUAAUAGAAAGUGAAGUGCUGGGAGCAGUCAACUCAAGGGGGCCUGGUUGCAUAAAGCCUGGUCUAAUAUCCAUAAGAUAAUAUCCAUAUCUUCCUAGCAGGGCAAUAUUUCUAUAAAAAAUAUAUACUGCUGCUUUCUUACUUGUAAAAAAAGCUAAUGAAAUUGGUUUCAAAUUUUGAGAAGAGUUCUGGAUAUUUUCUGAAUUGAUAUAGGAAAAUGCGUAUUUCCAUCAAUGGUAUCAGGGAAGUUGGUAUUUAACGAUUAUUCACUGGAGUGUAAAUAUUGCAUUUAAUAAUCCCAUCGACGAAUAAUACCCUAGAUAAAGUCUAGGGGAUUAUUAUGCAAUAUUCUUUGAGCUUGAGGCGAAUAAUUGUUUUAGUAUUAUUACCCAAGCGAAUCUUAAGAUUUUACUAACAAAAAACAGUUCUGAUUUACUUUUUGGGAUUAACGGCAUUGUGGCCUCCCAGCAAAAAAAAAAUCCACGCUUUUUUUUCAUUUUUUUUAUGCUUUUCUCUCCCAUUCUAAAAGUUACAUACUUAAUAUCAAAACCCCUUCCCUCUCAAAAAGCAUUCGGCUUCCUUUAUUGAAAUAGGUGUAUAUUUGGGGGAAGGACUAGUUCUCUCAUAUCAUAUUCUUUUGAAUAUAAAUCUUGAUCAAGCUAGUAAGUAAAGAAAAAUCAAGAGAACACAACA
Nematostella vectensis (starlet sea anemone) is the source of this 3709-nucleotide messenger RNA. RefSeq lists its product as uncharacterized. Bases 89 to 733 code for a protein of 214 amino acids. The transcript is spliced from 4 exons. NCBI's taxonomy places the organism in Eukaryota, Metazoa, Cnidaria, Anthozoa, Actiniaria, Edwardsiidae. The record is from RefSeq and is a predicted model, not a curated record.